AUGAAUAAUGAUCAAUCAUUAGAAGACAUUGACUAAUUUAUUCAUUCUUAUGCACCGCAACAGUCUAUCCCAAAUAUUCUUUCGCAAGCCAUCACGUAAGAUUAACUUCUGGUCCAAAAUGUAAGGUUAUUACAACAAUUGCAUGAACAACAAUCGAUUUUGAAUCUUUAAAGUUUAAUGUUCCUCAAUCCAAUGGUGCAAACAUAAGUGAACCACGAAAGUAAGAAGAUAAAAAAAACAAAUAAAAGCAUCUAAGUUAUCCCCUCUACGACAAAUGUAAAGGAAAAUGCACAGCAUCUCUUAGAAAUUAAAGGAAAUGUCAAAAAUGCAUAUAUAAAGAAAAUAACUUCGUUGUUGAGUGUGGAGGGUGACAAAUUGCUUGAUGAUGACUUUCAAGAGGAUCUGGAAAUUGAGAGUUGUUCCGACCUCCACAAGUAGGAUAAAUUGAGUGGACUGUUGAACUCUAACAAUGACUAAACUCAAGUGAAACAAAAAGGAAGGUAAAGUGCCAAAAUGUCAAGACUUCGUAAAAAAGUGUAUCUGAAACUUUUGGAGAAGAAGGUUUCAGAUCUGGAUUAGCAGAUAUCGGAAUACAAGAAAACAACCCGGCAAUCCUUUGAAUAUUUGACUCAAAUCUUGCAAUCGCAUCCCAUCCUCAAUAGCAUGAUAAUAGGGAAUUCGGCGGCAAUUGAUUAGGUAAUGGAAUGCUCAUCUCCAGAGUAAGCCCAAUUGAUCCUCGACUCCUAUAUUAUGAGAUAUGGCAUAUGUGGAAUCAAGAGAAGGGAUUACUUCAAAUAUGCCGUAAAAAAUAUACAGAAGAACUUUUUGAAGGGGAACUAUGGUCUGCUGCUGAUGAGUUGGAAUAAUCGAGUACAUAAUUAUGAUCAAGAGUUUAAUCAGUACGUGGAAAUCGUGAAGGAAGAGGCCAAGUUGGAAGACGAUAAUCAAGUGUAUAAGGUACUGCCUACAGUUGAUCGGAUGCUGAAUCAUCGAAGAUUGUCCUAAUAGCUAUUGUUGAAAUUCAAUUAGGACAUCAGAAAUUUGAGAUCCCUCCAACAAGAAGUGGAAGAAACAGUAAAUUAAUUUACUUAAAGCUUAAGUCCCACUCAGCAUUUAGAUUUCAUCAAGUUGAUAGAGAAAUAAGGAAGUUUUAAUAGAUAUACCAAAUGAUUAUUAUAAAGUCAUUAAAAAUUUUUGGUUUU
Paramecium tetraurelia is the source of this 1202-nucleotide messenger RNA. RefSeq lists its product as uncharacterized. Gene Ontology annotation, biological process: regulation of DNA-templated transcription. The transcript has 5 exons. The record is from RefSeq and is a predicted model, not a curated record. Gene Ontology annotation, molecular function: DNA-binding transcription factor activity. Lineage: Eukaryota; Ciliophora; Oligohymenophorea; Peniculida; Parameciidae.